This is a messenger RNA of Glycine soja, 2392 nucleotides long. RefSeq lists its product as uncharacterized. The transcript has a single exon. The record is from RefSeq and is a predicted model, not a curated record. Gene Ontology annotation, biological process: root development; shoot system development. Lineage: Eukaryota; Viridiplantae; Streptophyta; Magnoliopsida; Fabales; Fabaceae. Bases 1397 to 2284 code for a protein of 295 amino acids.
UUAUUCUUUCAAAUUUUCACCUCUAAAAUAAGUGAAAGGAAAGAAAAGAAAAGGCUAAACAAUUUUUUUUAUUUCAAAACCGUAAUCAGCCUCUUCACAUGUACAAGAACUCAAGAAGGAAAAUGAAAUGAGUGAUCAAGGAGGAGGAGGAGGAGGACUAAAGCAUGAUGAUUAGAAAACUGGAAAUUAUUAUGUAAUUGAACCCACAUAUUCUUCGAAGUCAAUUUGAACAGCCAUCCUAGCUGUCAAGCUUAAAAUUGACAUUAGCUCUCAAUUUUUAUAAGCUAAUGGAGGGAAAAAGAAUAUGAUUAGGUUCCUGUUAUGAGGACAAACUAAUUGGUAUCUUAUUUUAAUAUGCUGUUUAUCAUUACAAUUUGAUUGACAACAGAGAAGUGGAAAUAAAUAACACAUUAAUAUUAUUUAAUUACAAUUUACAACAAAUAUAAUCCAAUUUUUUUCUCACUAAAUGAAAUUAUGCAAGACAUAUAAGCUUCAUAAAAAUAUGACCAUCUAUCAUUAAGUAUGACUAAAGUUAUAAAUCUCAAAGACUUCAUUUGUAAAUUAGUUUACAGAAAUAGAAUUGUGAAAAACAAAAGUUCUUAUGCUAGACUGUGGCAAAAAAAUUUCUUUUUUCUAUUUGGUACUGUGAUGGUAAUGCACUUAUGACUUCAUGUAAUCUACCUAGGUCAUCCACCAUUAACUUACUCCUAGUGAGUUGUGACUUUUAAUACUCUCUUCUUUAUCUAUAGUAAACAAUUCUUUAGACAUGCUCUUAUACGAUUUUUUCUUUUGGGUGAAUAUAUGGUAUAACCAACAGAAACACAGCAUCCAUGGUAAGUUUGAAACAGAGAAAGAGACGGGAAACAAUGUGCAUGAACAAACUUGGGUUUGACUUCACUUGUCGUGAUCUGUUUUAAACAAGUACACGUGUAUUGUGUCUUUAUACUCUUGCAAGUUGCAAAGAAUGAUUUAAGCUAAAUUUUAUAUGGGAACGGGGUGAUGUGAUGCGAUUCUUGUUCCUCCAAGACAGGCACUGCAGUCGUUGUUUUAGUCUUAAUACAGCAGUCCACACGUGCAGAUGAGUUGAAUUUAAGGUUAAAACACGUUUUAGGUCCAUUUGCAUUGGAAAUGUCAUAAUCAUGCAAGUGAGAGAGCAAGUUGAGACAAAAUACUGAGUUGGAUAGUUUCCUUGGGAGAGACACUAUUCUAACAUUUAUGAAAUUAUGUCUAGAUCCAAAUCUCGAUUAGUUAGCCUCAUUGGUAUUUGUUUAGGAGGAGAUUCAUUAUGUCUCCAAAAGCCAUAGUAUAUAUUGACAAGAGGCCAUUGGCAGAUCCAUAGACUCAAUUCUACAUUCAAAAUCAAGUCUUCUCUUCUCUUUUCUUCUCUUAAGGAAAAAUGGCAUCCUCUCCUUUGAACUCAAAAUCUGGCUCCCAUGGUCGCUCAAAUAGCUUGCCCUCUAGACCACACCCUCUCAUUCUCAAAUGCAAUGAACACUUGGAAAGCUUAAGGGCUUCCAAUGAAACCUCUUCUUCCUUAUCAAAUCUUAGACAUAAGGUAGGAGGAUUGCAAGAUCUGAUUGAGUGUGUUGAAAAAUUGAUUCAGCUUCCUCUCACUCAAGAUGUCUUUCUCCAUGAGUGUCAAGAGAAUUGGGUGGAUGAACUUUUGGAUGGAUCCUUAAGGCUCUUAGAUGUGUGUACUUCAGCCAAAGAAGCUUUACUGCACACAAAAGAAUGCACACGUGAACUUCAAUCAAUCAUAAGAAGGAAGAGGGGUGGUGAAGUGGAGUUGACAGCAGAGGUUAAGAAAUUCUUAACAUCUAGGAAGGUAGUGAAAAAGGCAAUCUCCAAAGCCUUGGCAAAUUUGAACAGCAUUUCAAAGAGUUGCAACUUCUCAUCUACCGCAGACAAAGAUCACCGAACAGUGGCUUUGAUUAGCUUAUUACAAGACGUGGAAGUGGUUACACUUUCAACAUUUCAGACACUGCUGCAAUUUAUCUCAGGAUCAACACGAUCAAAGUCAAACAACUGGCUUUCAAUUUCCAAGCUAAUUCAGCCCAAAAGAGUGGGUUGCUCGCUAGUUGCUGAUGAAAGUGAAUUUGCCCAAUUGGAUGCAGCAUUGCAGUCCUUCGUAUGCAAGACUUGCAAAUUUGAAGACACGAACAAUCUGCAAAACCACUUGGAGAAAAUGGAGUCGUGUAUUCAAGACUUUGAAGAAGGACUUGAGUUUCUAUUUAGGCGUCUGAUUAAAAUCAGAGUUUCCCUUCUCAAUAUCCUUAACCACUAGUCCAACAUAGCUGGGGUAGAAUUUUUGUAGUGAUAGAUAGAGAUACGCUUGUGCAUGGAAAUCAUAAAUGUAUAUGUCUAGUGAUAAUGAACUGAAAAUCUUUCUCAA